This is a messenger RNA of Trematomus bernacchii (emerald rockcod), 2897 nucleotides long. RefSeq names its product kinesin family member 9 (gene kif9). The transcript has 20 exons. Gene Ontology annotation, molecular function: microtubule binding; ATP binding; microtubule motor activity. Lineage: Eukaryota; Metazoa; Chordata; Actinopteri; Perciformes; Nototheniidae. The record is from RefSeq and is a predicted model, not a curated record. Gene Ontology annotation, biological process: microtubule-based movement. Bases 158 to 2485 code for a protein of 775 amino acids.
CUGAUAAAGUGAGCUAAAAUGAGCAAUUCUCACCUGAUAAGCCCCGAUUCUUUUAGUUCAGGUGGAUUUAGUUAAAAAUAUCCACGAGUCUGACGCAGUUUUAAAGGCACUCAACUUGAGUUUUGUAGUGUUGUCGUCGUGUUUCUGUUGAGGGGAUAUGAAGGCUCACAGCGGUGAGGUCGGAGUGUUUGUCCGGAUCAGACCAACGGCAAACUUCUCCCAAGACAUUAUUGAAUGUCUUCCUGACGGACAGACAGUGAAUAUUCAUCACAAGAAAGACACCAGGAAGCCCCUCUGCCCCAGAAGGAUUCAGCGGAGUUCCUGGUCAUUCCGACUGGAGGGCGUCCUGCAGGAUGUAUCCCAGGAAGAGGUGUACACCAGAGUUUGCAGACGGGUGGUGCUGGGAGCACUGGAUGGCUAUAAUGGUACUGUGCUGUGUUUUGGGCAGACGGGUGCAGGAAAGACAUACACCAUGACAGGCUCCACAGAAUCAUACAAGCAGAGAGGCAUCAUUCCUCGGGCCAUUCAGGAGGUGUUUCAGGAGGUGCAGAAAAGGACUGAGCACACUUUCUCUGUAUACCUGUCCUACUUGGAGAUCUACAAUGAGACCCUGGUGGACCUGCUGGCCUCGUUGCAAAGCUCAGCACACCCCAGUCCACGUAGUAUGGUGAUAAGUGAGGAGCCAGGCAGAGGAGUGUUCAUCAGAGGUCUGUCCCUUCACCCGGUCCACAGUGAGGAGGAGGCUCUGAACCUGCUGUUCGAGGGUGAGAUGAAUCGCGUUAUUGGAUCUCAUGCCUUGAACAGGAACUCCUCCAGGUCCCACUGUAUCUUCACUUUGCAUUUAGAGUCUCGCUCACGGACUCUGUCUGAUACCAAGUAUGUCACCUCCAAGUUGAACCUGGUGGACUUAGCUGGGUCAGAGAGGCUGGGAAAGACUGGGUCAGAGGGUCAGAUGUUCAAGGAAGCCAUGUACAUCAACAAGUCGUUGUCUUUCCUGGAGCAGGCCAUCCUGGCCCUGGCCGACCGUCGCAGAGACCACGUUCCCUUCAGACAGACUAAACUCACUCAUGCCCUCAAGGACUCAUUGGGAGGGAACUGCAACACUGUGCUUGUGGCAAACAUCUACGGUGAGGCGUCCCAGACAGAAGAAACACUCUCUACACUGCGUUUUGCCAGCAGAAUGAAGUGCAUCCGGACAAAUCCUGCUGUCAAUGAACACAUGGAUCCAGCUGCUCAGAUCAAGAAGCUAAAGAAGGACGUACAGAUGCUGAAAGAGGAACUGUCCUUCGGUAAUACAUUGGUGAACCGGCCCAGCGUACCGUACGAUCCGUUGUCUGAGGCCCAGCUGGCCGAGAUCGACAGCCAGGUUCAGAGGUACCUGGAGGGAAGCCUGAAGGAAAUCAGUAUCACAAGUGUCAGUCAGGUCCGAGCAUUAUUCGCCAAGUUCAAGCUGGCUGUGCACAGGGGACAGGAGCAGAAGGUGAAUGCUCGAUUACGUCAGACCUACAACUUGGGGGAGGAAGACCGAAGAGCUGAUACACCUGCUGUCAAGGAGUGGGAUACCAGAGGCAGCACUGAGGAAGAUGAGGCUGGCAGCUUUGAGGUGUCACACAAAAACACCCAGCGCCCGAGUUCAACCAGAGCCAAAACUAAAAAGUCUAAGGACAAACAGAGCCAAAGCAAGAGACAAGGAGAGGAGAGUCCGGUCUCUAAGAAGCAUUCGGACUCUGCCUCCAAACCAAAGCUGAAUACUGUCCAGAGCCCCGAAAGGGAACAGGAGUUACAGGAACCAGACACGGAGAGCCAGGAACCACAGGAGUCACAACCAAAUGGCAAAGAACCCUUUCACCCUGACUCUACUCUUACCAAAGCGGAAGCCUUUGAUGAUUUUAAAAUGGGCAGAGGCAGCAAGCUAAAUCGCAUCCUUCAGGAGAACAAGGCCGUGCUACUGGAGCGCCGCAGUCUUCAUCGGCAGCUAACUGACAAGGUCAACGCUGUGAAGAGAGAGAUCGACUGCACCGCGGCCACCAUGCAGCAGUACAGGGAGACGAGAGGAGGCCAAGGUCGGUAUUCGGAGCCAGAUGACACCUUAUUGAACCAGCUCAGAGAGCUGAAGGCCCUUUACCGGCAGAGAUAUGAGGUGCUGCACGAAAUCAAGGCAGAAAUCAACUACUGUCAGCACCUGGUGGAUCAGUGCAGGGUGCGCCUGCUAUCUGAAUUUGAGAAGUGGUAUAAAAAGUAUUCCCUGGUACCCGAGGAGGAUCUGGAGUCAUCUAUGGAUAACACCCUUGAUCAAGUGAGUCUUCCUGAGUGUGAUGAUAACCAGCUUCCUCCUGAGAGCUCCAGCUCUGAGUCCUUCCACAACGCCCGCUACACAAUGCUGAGAAGGAGGAACACCCGGUCGCUGUGCGUCACUCCAGAGCAGAGGAGCUCGUCUUCAGGGUCCAGACAGAGAACACUUCCUCAAAUCCCCCCCGUUAGCUAAGUGAGUUUAUGUAAAAACUACAUUAUGGUCUCCACAUCUUCUUUUCUCUUGGAGUUUUUCUUUAUUCAACCAGUGCAUUAAUCAAGCAAAAAAGACUCUACACAACAGAUCAGCUUCUUAAAUGAAAAGUAAAAUUUAUUAUUCCUGAACCACAAAAUAGACUUCUUUGGUUGUACAAAUUCACUAGUUACAGUCUUGUGAGCUCUAACCCUUGACCCUAGAACUUCUGACCCUUUCCCUCUGACAUAUUUGCAAGUAAAAGUCCCAAAAAAGAACUCGAGACAAAAGAAUAAACACAAAAACUUGAAACACUGCAUUAAUAAUGUAGUGAAACCCAUCUGAAAAAAAAGAAUGACCUACUGCAAGUAAAAAAAAAAAAGAUAUCAACCAUUGCAAAUGUUAUCAAACAAAC